AUUCCAGAGUGUUCGAGUAAGAUCCGAAUAUGCCAACGAGAACGCGACACGUCCUCAUAGACCAUUUCAAUCGUUUCUAGGGUUUAAAUAGACCGUUCAGACACCCUGUAACAAACUAAUCCUCAAUUAUAAGUUUUCUCGUUUUCUUCCGCCUCUAAAAAUCCCCUCUGCCCUCUUUUGCCGCUUUGCCCUAAAACUUCAUCCAUGGCCCGUCGUAGCACCGGUGGAAGAUCUGCUCGUCCAGCUCCACGUGCUGCACCACGCCCUGCCCCCGUCAACCGUGCUCCUCCUCCAGCUAAUGCUCAGAAUGGUGGUGGAUCUAUGCUUAGUGGUAUUGGUUCUACCAUAGCUCAAGGUAUGGCUUUUGGCACUGGAAGUGCUGUGGCACACAGGGCUGUGGAUGCUGUCAUGGGUCCUCGAACUAUUCAACAUGAAGCUGUCGUUAAUGAGGCUGCUGCAGCUGCCCCUGCACCAACGGCCAAUUCUUUUGGUGGUGAUGCAUGCAAUAUCCAUUCAAAGGCUUUCCAGGAUUGCCUGAACAAUUACGGAAGUGAUAUUAGCAAAUGCCAGUUUUACCUGGAUAUGCUAUCAGAAUGCAGAAAGAACUCUGGAUCCUCAUUGAGCAUGUAACUGCCCCGGGCAUGUUUUGAAGUAUUAUUGUAUUCUCCAUCUUAGAUCUUUUACAACUGGGGAAAGAUAUUAAUCCAAUAAAUUUCUAUUUGACUGGUGACAAACUGUGAAAGUUGCACCGGUCUAUUGUCUUAUUUCUUAUUGAGACUUGGUUGUUGGCACGAGAGAACUUUGAAUUGCUGUGGAGUGACUUUUUUUACCCCAUUCAAAAUACACAAAUUUAAUCUAGUUAAACUUUAUAAUCUAUAUACACUAAGAUUUUUGUUGGACUUGUUA
Messenger RNA from Lathyrus oleraceus (garden pea), 906 nucleotides. RefSeq lists its product as uncharacterized. The transcript has 5 exons. Gene Ontology annotation, cellular component: nucleus; mitochondrion. Gene Ontology annotation, biological process: mitochondrion organization. Lineage: Eukaryota; Viridiplantae; Streptophyta; Magnoliopsida; Fabales; Fabaceae. The record is from RefSeq and is a predicted model, not a curated record. Bases 205 to 630 code for a protein of 141 amino acids.